Molecule: messenger RNA, 1130 nt
Organism: Haplochromis burtoni (Burton's mouthbrooder)
Lineage: Eukaryota; Metazoa; Chordata; Actinopteri; Cichliformes; Cichlidae
Product: C-type lectin domain family 10 member A
Exons: 8
Coding region: 87-923 (278 amino acids)
Source: RefSeq, a predicted model, not a curated record
GCCUGUUUGUUCAUUGGGGACUGGAUGAAGACGAAGUCAGACGCACGCCAUUUCACACAGAGACAGACCCAGAGACCAGAAACGCCAUGACGACUGAAUACCAUGACAAUGUGGAUGAAGGAAUGAGCAAUUUCUGGAACAAAGAGCCUCGUACUGUCGAUUUCUCCAGGUUCUCCAGGUACAGACGAUGGCUCUUUCCUGCUCUGACGGCUACACUCCUCCUGAUUCUGAUCAUAGCUCUGGGAGCCAGCAACACGUCGACAUGGAACCGGUUGUGGUCUGCAGAGAAAAGUGUUUCUAAUCUGACUGAAUCACUGAGGGACACACAGCAGCUCACCAAAGAUACAGCAAAAGAAGUUUUGUCAAUGAAGUUUGCUCUGGAGAACAACAAGGACCAGCUGGCAUCAGUAUCAGAGGCACUGAGGCAGCUCUCAGUCCUGGACGCUCUCCGCAGGACGGUCGCCGAACUCAAAUGUUCUUUAGAACGCUUGGUCAACAACGGCACGACAGCACACGGCUGUUGUCCUCUGAAUUGGGAUUCUUUCGGCACCAACUGCUACUUAUUCAGCACCACGCCAUUAUCGUGGCACGAUGCCAGAGACUGGUGUAAUGGACACGAAUCUCACUUGGUCAUUCUUCUCACUGACGAGGAGUGGGAUUUUGUGAUCCAGCGUAGCGCGGGCUCCUUGCGCUGGGUGGGUCUGACUGAUGAAAGGACUGGGCGGUGGGAGUGGGUCAACCAGACACCCUACAUCAUGAACCGGAGGCGGUGGAAACCUGGGCAGCCCGACAACUGGGCCCAUCAUGGUCUAGGACCUGGGAAUGAAGACUGUGCUCACCUUCACAAUGAUGGACGCCUGAACGACCAGCACUGCUCCAUCAAAGAACGCUUCAUCUGUCAGAAAGACAACCUGAGAGUCUGAACACACCUGCAGGCCUGACUCCGCCCACUUCAGAUUAUAAGGAACCUCUCCAAUUAAAGCACUGGAUAGAAAAACAAUAAGAACUUCUAAUACAAUCAGGAAAUUCCACUCUGUGGACUUCCUCUUUUCAUGUAGAGUUCUUUCAAAAUAUUCCAGAAUUAAUAAAUGCAACAUAGCCUAUUUAGAAACAGUCCACGUAUCCUAUAC